This is a messenger RNA of Helicoverpa zea (corn earworm), 7450 nucleotides long. It is a transcript of the gene pds5, whose product is annotated as sister chromatid cohesion protein PDS5 homolog B-B. Gene Ontology annotation, biological process: mitotic sister chromatid cohesion; DNA repair. Gene Ontology annotation, cellular component: nucleus; chromatin. The record is from RefSeq and is a predicted model, not a curated record. Lineage: Eukaryota; Metazoa; Arthropoda; Insecta; Lepidoptera; Noctuidae. The transcript has 19 exons. Bases 256 to 3831 code for a protein of 1191 amino acids.
GAUGCCAACUUCGCUGUAGUUUUUCCCGCAGUUUGGCGUCCACAUAGAUUGAUAAAAAAAUUAUUAGCACGAUUUUUCUAUGUAUUUAGAUCAAUAGGACAUUAUUCAACCCCUAUGAUUUGUUUUCCAGUGACGUGUUCAUGAAACUAUUAUGCUAUAACUGUGAACAGUUUGUUUGAGUUGUUAUAUUGUGGUGGAUUUUGUAAACAUCGGGACGUGAACGCAGGCCCACGUCUAUGAAUUCUUAUUGGCAGCAUGGCGGAAAUAGUGUACCCGCAAGGCUGCCGUCCAAUCACCGAUGACCUCGGUCCAGAUGAGCUUGUGAGGAGACUUAAGGUCCUAGCGCACACAUUACAAGGUCUCGGCCAAGAUGAGGGCAUGUACCAGCAGUACAUACCCCUGGCCCUCCACCUCGCGGACGAGUUCUUCCUCACGCACCCCUCCAGAGAUGUCCAGCUGCUCAUUGCGUGCUGCAUCGCUGAUGUCCUCCGGGUGUAUGCCCCGGAGGCGCCUUAUAAGGAUCAGGAACAGGUAAAAACGAUAUUCCUGUUCCUGAUCAACCAAUUGAGAGGUCUGCGGGACCCCAAGGACCCGGCGUUCAAGCGCUACUUCUACCUGCUGGAAAACCUGGCCUACGUCAAGUCUUUCAACAUGUGCUUCGAGCUGGAAGACUGUCAGGAGAUCUUCUGCGCACUCUUCGCGCUUAUGUUCAAGAUUGUCAAUACGGAACACUCAACAAAAGUGAAGUCCUUCAUGCUGGACGUGCUGUGCCCCCUCAUCACGGAGUCGGACGUGGUCUCCAACGAGCUGCUGAACGUCAUACUCCUGAACUUAGUGGAGCCCAACAAGAGGGAUCAUAAGCACGCCUACUCGCUUGCUAAGGAACUCAUUAUCAAGACUAGUGAGACGCUUGAACCUACUAUACAGGCGUUCUUCAACCACGUGCUAAUCCUGGGCAAAGAGGAGAAGAAUCUCCUCAUAUACUCGAAAGUGUACGAGCUUAUCUACGAGCUGUAUCAAUGUUGUCCCUCCUUACUUCUGUCAGUACUCCCGCAGUUGGAGUGCAAGCUCAAGUCCGCACAGUUCCCCGAACGACUCAGCGGGGUCGCACUCCUUGCUAGAAUGUUCUCCGAACCGGGGUCCGAACUAGCUAAACAGUACCCAGCAUUAUGGCGGGCCUUCCUAGGAAGAUUCAACGACAUCUCAGUACCAAUCAGAAUCAAAUGCGUGCAAUACUGCAUGCACUUCCUAGUACAUCAUCCAGACCUCAGAAAAGAUAUAACAGAAACAUUAAAACUAAGGCAACACGAUGCCCAUGAACAAGUGCGUUAUGAAGUCGUAAUGGCUAUCAUUGCGACGGCACAGAGAGACUUCCAAGCCGUCGCCGAGUCUGAAGAUCUCCUACACUUCGUACGAGAAAGAACGCUCGACAAGAAAUUCAAAAUUAGAAAAGAGGCUAUGUCCGGCCUAGCACUCAUCUACAAAAAGUUUUUAACCGAAGAGAGUGUACCACCGGCCACAGAGAAAGCGGUACAAUGGAUCAAAGAUAAAAUCCUUCAUGGUUACUACAUGACGGCUUUAGAAGACAGAUUGCUGGUCGAACGGCUUCUAAACACGUCGCUGGUUCCGUACACAUUACCAGCCCCCAUCCGUAUGAAGAAACUGUUCUAUCUAAUGUCUAACGUUGAUGACAACGCAACAAAGGCGUUUAUAGAACUACAGAAGCAUCAAUUAGUGGUCCGUCGCACAGUAGGCGAAUGGAUCGAGUUGCACAGAAAACCUCCAACCCCAGCCGUACAGAAAGAAAUGAUAGCUAAAGUCUUACACAUAAGCUCUAAAUUCCUGCCCGAAUCGGUUAAAUCUCAGGAGUUUUUGAACAAGUUCUCUCAACAUAUGAAACAGGCACCUGAGUUGUUACAAGGAAUGGAGACCAUAUUGAAUCCUAACGUGAGCUGUGAAGUGUGUGUGCGUACGACAUCAAGCGUCCUCAAGAAACUGGGCCAGCCAGUGAUGACGAACUUAUACUACAACACAGUGAAGAUGUUACUGGAGCGAGUGAGCUCCGUGAUGAUCGACCACGACUCGCUGCUGAUCCUGGUCGGUUACGUCGAGGCCACGGUUAAGGGCACCGACGCCUCGCUGGCUGACGAGUGUGGUAUCGACGAGAAGAAAGCGGCAGAACGUGGUCUGAAACUCCUCGUGAUGCUGUCCUUCGUGUUCCCCUCCCACUUCUUACACGAAGACAUACUGAACCGGCUGACGUCACUACUGGAGUUAGAUGACGAGACGGUGGCGCCGCAUAUACUCGCCGCGCUCACCUUCCUCGGGAAAUAUAGGCCGCUCAGUGAAGCGUGUCCGGCUCUGUUCCCGCGGCUGAUCACUCUGUGUAAAGCUUACGCAGAGGUCGGCACACCCAAACAGGCCAAGAAUGCAGUCAGAUGUCUAUUCGUGAACGUACCAGAACAGCGUACGCAGAUCUUCACAGAAAUCCUGGAGACGCUGAAGGCGACGCUGUCCCCGCACUCGGAGCACUACCGCACCGCCAUCGUGACGCUCGGCCACGUGGCGCACAACCUGCCCGACAACUUCCCCGUGCACAUCAAGAACAUCGUCUCCAGGAAGAUCGUAAAAGAACUCUUAGUCCGCGAAGGUGGAGGCAGUUCCUCAGUGCCCGACGAGCCCUGGUGCCCGGAAGACCAGCUGCCGGAAGAGACGCGCUGCAAGCUAGAAGGCCUCAAGUGCAUGGCUCGCUGGCUGUUAGGACUGAAGAAGGAUGAACUGUCCGCGCAGAAGACUUUCAGGAUGUUGAAUGCUUUUAUCGUGCAUAAAGGAGAUUUGUUACAGCAAAACCGUCUAUCGAAAGCUGAGAUGGCGCAUCUCCGGCUGGCUGCCGGCGCCGCGAUGCUGAAGAUCUGCGAACAGAAGGGCGUCGGCGACCAGUUCACUGCUGAGCAGUUCUAUAACCUGUCGCAUUUGAUGAUUGAUGACGUACCUCAAGUCAGAGAAGCUUUCGCUACAAAACUACACAAGGGAUUGUCAAAGGGCAUCCCCAACAAGUGCCUGCCUCUAGACUUCAUGGGCAUGUAUGCGCUGGCAGGGCGGGAGCCGGACCGCCGCAUCCGCAGCGUGGUGCGGCAGUACAUGCUGGCCGACGUCGUGCGGCGCCGCGAGUACGUGCGGAACAUCACCGUCGGCACUAAAGUGGAGCGAGCAGUGAGCCAGCUGCCGCACAUCCUGCCGGACUACAUGCUGGUGUUCGCCGUGCCCAUCCUCACGCACGACCCCGCCUUCACCGCCUACGACAGCGUCGCGCAGCUCAAGAUCGUAAAGAACUGCCUGUGGUUCAUCCUGGAGCCGCUGAUCACGCGCAACGACUUCUACUGCUACGGCUUCUACAAGAGCCUCGUGGAACGCAUGAAGACGCACAAGGACGCGCUCAACGAGGACGAUGACACUGUCAAUUAUAAACUGUGGGCCGUAUGCGAUCUAGCGAUGUCAGUGAUCUGGGCGCGGUCGUCGUCGUUCGAGCUGCGCGAGUUCCCGUCGGACGCGCGCAUCCCGCGCAUGUACUUCGCGCCGCAGUCCGACUACUUCGUCAACACGCGCGUCUUUCUGCCGCCUGAGCUGCAGUUCCAACCGAAACGCCAGGCGGCGACGGAAGGCAACAACACGCGGUUGAAGAAACGACCGCGUCCGCUGCCCGAGCGAGAGAACGCUAACGAUGUUGAGCCUUCAGAAGCGUCAGACACACAGAUCCAGCUACCAGGCCUAGAGAACCCCCCUGAAACGGAGCUAGAAGAGCCUCAAGCGAAACGCGCGGUCACCGACUGAGACCCGCCGUCCGCUGGAACUUCCAGCGAGUAAGUACUAGCAUAGCGAUAGAUAACCACACCUACGACGAAAGAAACUUCUAGAAAAGACUACAGACCAAUAAAAGAAAGAUUUAGAUAACAAAUCUUGGCUGAAUGUCCACAAAUGUGGUCUUUACGUAGGUCUCCAGUCAUUUCAAUAAGCUUCUUGACGUCAUACUGGCUGGUCAGAACCAGCUCUAAGAUGUACGAAAUUUAAAAAGUAAACUCACAUUUGUAUGAAUAAGAAAAAGGAAACUGUCAAUCGAUUUUGACGUUUGUAUUCAGCUGUCAGUUGAAUUUGACAGUUGAUUAAGCUGAUGUUAGGUUAGUCUUUUUGGUUAUAUUGUUUGUUUUUAAGUAAAAUGUGUGUCUUACGAUGUCUGCAGCAAAAUGUAUAUUGAACUGCUGUUUGUAUUUUUAUGGUGAAUAGAACUAUGAGGUCUAUAAGCCUAAUAUAAAUAUAAUAAAUUAAUUAAACCAUGUAGCUCCCUUGAAUUAAUGAAUUACAUUUGUAUAAAGUUCAAUAGUUGAUUUGUAACAUUUGUACUGUCACGGUUAUCUAUCGUCAAUGUUGGCACUUGAAUCUUUGUACACAACUCAUCAAUAUACAAAUCUCAUUUAAAGUGUUAAAUGGACGUUUUAUUAUAUCGACAAUUCUCAAAGAGGUAGUAGUUGCGUUGGUAUACCUAUUACUCAGUAAGUUGUAUUUCAAGAGCCAUAGACACAAAUAAACAUACUUGACAUUUUGUGAAGUCAAAUAAAAAUAAAAUCUUUAUGGUGAAUCUGCCGAAAAAAUUGUAUUUACAACUCUAUUCUUAUGAAGAUAACGUUCAUAAUAGAUUGACAGCUUAUAUUACUAACUUCAGUUUUGUACACAAACCUUGCCAUUUUCUAGAAGUGUUGCCAAUUACCAAGAUUUGGUAUCGGCAUAAACCAAACUAACAUACUUGUAAAUCAAGUUCAUUAAUUAUUAACACAAUUUAUAGGUAUUCAACAUUCAACUGCUACCUUAGUUCUUUACACUCAGAUAUUACACCGAUUCAGUUUCUUCAGUCAUAGACAUAUAUAGCGUCUAUCUUAAUGACCGAAGAUGAUGAAGCUAAAUCGUUAUAAUUAUGGCGUUGUCUUGUAAGGAGAUCAGCCAGCUGCGCAUAAAUGAUAGUGCACAAGCAUUUGCGCAGACACAGGUGCACUCACUAUUCCUUCACUCUCAUAGAUCCGACACCACCAGAGAGAGAUGAAAAGAGAUUGACAUUGUCAUAAUAUCUGAGUGUUAAGACAAAAAUCUAGGACAAAACUCAAGUCAUGUAUGUUAUAAGCUAACCUUAUGAAGACUGGCUACUCGUAUUUACAUCUAACCAUUGAACGAGUGAAUGGAAACGAAUCGUUUGUUACUCAUUCGAUAUUAAUACUUCACUUGGCGUUAUUGUAGGAAUAUGUCAGCCAUUUCACUACUGUAAAAUAGACUUUAUUUCUUAAGGAAUAAGGUGUAUUUUGUAGUGGUAAAUUGGUGUGAAUAUCGUUGAAGGAAAGUGCCAUUAAAUCGGGUAUAAUAUUGUGGCCUUGGCGUGGGAUUAAUUUAAUUUUGGGUGUCUGUUCCUUUCAUGCAAUCUAGCUUUUACGCUUCAUUGUUUUUCAAGUCUUCGACAUAAUUUUUUCAUCUGAAUCAGUCGUAGAUUCAAAAAGAAGUCAAAAGUACUAAUAAAUGUUGAUGUUCAACUAGUUGCCAAUUUAUUCUAAGUUAUCAAUUAUUUAGUUCCAGACAAUGUUUUGAAAUUCCUCAAUAUCUCAUGCCACGACCAUUUGCAUAAAACAAGUUAUCAUGGAAAUGUAAAUAUUCAUUAUAACGAGCGAAUUCAAAAUCAUUUUCUAUAAAUCAUUGCCUAAAUCAAGUUCUCAGGUCGUUAUUUUUCUAAUGAAAUACAUGCCAAAUAUAAUCUGCAAAUUACUGAAAAGCUGGAUAGGUUUAUGCCGAUUUCCAUUACAGAAAUUACAUUCUAUAAAAAGCUGUUUUCAGGCUUGUAAAGUCCAGGUAAAUAACGUUAUAAACACUAAAGAUUAGAAAGUCAGUAUCCUUCUAAUCAUAAAAGGCUUUUUCAAUUAUAAGUAGAAAGGGGCUUUCAAAUAAAUGCACAAAUUAUAAAUCGAGGCAUAAUUAGUGCAAUAAAAAAAAUCAUGACGUUUACUUGCAAUUACUGGAAAUAUGUGAUCAAAUUAAUUGAACAUAUAAAUAAAAGCUGACAGCUCAUUUGCAAUAUACCUAAGUGUUUAUGCAUAUAAUUGUCAUAAUAAAUUGCUCAAUAAAAUUUUCUAAUGGCCUUCGCAUAAUAUUUAUCACGUCACGCAUAAAAAACUAAUAUUUUACAUUGAUAAUGAAUUCUAUUUAUCGCCAUGGUAUUUAUUUAUAGUCCUUUUAGAGUUCCUAAUUUGCUUUUCUCUUUUCUUUCCCAAUAUACAUAAAUAUUUGGGUAGUAUUGGCAAAAUGAAAGGAACAAAAAUAGGCAGUCAAUUCUAUGUUAUGUGACUGAUAAUAAAAUCUGAAACUAAGAAUAAAUAGCUAUUAAAAGACCUAUUUACACUUGAUACAUUUGGUAAUUAAUUAAGUUUAAAAUAAUGUAACCAGGUCUUAUAAUAUGCUCCUAAAAUCGUAUCAUCGAAAACACAGCGGGUAAGCUGUAGUGUUUAAAACAAAAAGCUGAUCGGACUUAUCCAGGAUUGAAAAACUAAAACGAUCUAAGAAUAGAGAUAAUGAGUCUGUAUUAUAGAUUUUAAUCGAUAAGUUUAAUAUCUUAAUGUUUGUUUUUUCGUUGUUUUUAGUUAUAAUUUUCAUUUCGGCUGGUCGAUGAGCGUCUCUUAUUUUUUCAUUAUUAUGAGUAAUGUAUAGUUUGGACCUCGAAAGAGGACGAAUGUUGACUGCAGUAUCUUGUAAUGACAGUUGGACAUAUUCGGUUAGUCUGUGGUCAUCGUAGCGGCUAAUUUUAAGGUUAUAAUUAUGUGUGUUGUUGAUUUUGUCCUGUCUCUGAGAUACGACUGUUUAUAACACGUCUUUUAUCUACAAAAUUCUAGACUAUGUUUUAAAUUACGUUGACACAAAACUCAAUCAAAUAUUGAACGAUUAUAUGCCUUUUGUAUUUUUAUUUACGUGUGACGUAUCUCAGAUACCGGCCUAUUAAUUUAGGUAUUCGUCAACUAAAAUAAUUUAAUUUUUCGUGAUAUUAUUCUAAAUAUCAAUUGUAGGUUUUUAUCGGAGAUUGAACCCUGUAGCUCCUCCCUGUACCUCGAUAACUCGAGGUCAAUAAGGUCACAGAUUUUUGAAAUACAUUUACACUGUAUGAUCUGAUGAUAAGGACAUAUUGAAUAGCUUAUUUAUUCUAAGUAAAGACAUGUACCAUUUGAUUGAUUAGUUACUAUAGGGUUCGCUCACCCCGCUCCGAUGUCCAGAACAUUCGUGCAAGACCGGCAUUAAUUCAUAACUUUUUUAUUCAUAAAAUUUAAUUUAAGGUGUACCAAAAACGGAAAAUAUUAGCGACACAGCGCUCGCUCCACUGUCGCAGUGAUUCUCUGUAGUUAUGUAUCAAAAAUAAAUAAUAAACACAUUU